AGACAGAAUUUUGCCGCUUAGUAGUUUUUUGAGAAUUUGAAUUUGCACUGUUAACUGUCCUUGAAUGCAGAGGGGUGAUGUGUAUGUGCUGUGGAUUAUGUAUCUGGGUACUCAAGGACUCCUACUACCCGAGCAUUUCUCAGGUAACUAAAUUAGAAAUGGCAACAGAAAUCUGUUGAAGAAGCAACUUCAUUACUCAGAAGGGUUCUGUGUGUAACUUAUUAUAUUCUGUUUGUGCAGAAUAGUAAGUAAAAGGAACAGCUUCUGUGCUCAGCAAGGCACGGAGUUGGUUUUACUUCUUAUAGGAAUUAAUUUCACGGCUUGUGGGUAGUACUUGUUAAAACCUUCCUCUUGCAUACAGACCUUCCCAGACAGCUGGUUGCUUUUCAGGGAAUUGAAAAAGCAUUCAUUGCUGUAGAAAUAUGUGCAGUGAAAAUAGAGACUGCUGCCUGGACUGAUGUAUUGGACAGCUUUGGUGAUGGCCAGACACACCUUCAGUUGCACUCCCUGUGUGUUGGAGAACGGGUUCAGGAAGCAGAUAUGCUUAUGUUGGAUUUCUGAAGAGCUUUUCCCACCACCUUUUUUUUUUUUUUUUUAACCUGCAAGAAAGAUUUUUAUUUUUUUUAAUUACUUAUAAAGGUGACAAUAAUCAAGCUUGGAUUUCAGGUUAAUGCAGUAACACUAGAUCUCAUUGUGAUUAGACAGGCAUGGAAAAAUGAGAAUUGUUUUUAUCAGCUUUGCCAGUUGAGCAUCUGGUGAUGCCUAGGGGGUGAGUGGCAUAGUGCAUUGAAAAUUAAUUGACUAUCAACUUCACAUUGCUCAUUCAGAGCCCUACAAACGUUUAUUAUUCAUGAUGUAUGGCAUCCUUCCAGGUGCUGGAUGGACCGCACUGAGAUGACGGUGCAGAAGGCACAGAAAGGAACACGUCACGGGGGGUUAAAACUGAUAUUCACUGCUCCCUGUCCCAUCUCAGACUUGCUCUUUGGCUCUGCCCAAAGCAUCUACUGUCCCCUAUAUGUAAAAUGGAUGCACUAAAACAAACUCACUUUUCAGUGAAUUAGCAUUUGAUCAACUUUAAUUUUUACAUCCUUGUGUAGGAACAGCUAAAUGGCAUUAUUUACCAUCUGUUGUACUAUUUUUUUCAUUACUAAGUGGAGUUUUUGAAUAUGUUAUAAUGACUGACACUCAUUACAAAUUUUGAGUUUCUGCUUUCUUAAUGUGGAUCUUUCUGCAUGGCAGCAGUUUUCUGCUAACUAAUAUGUAUUCUAGAACUGUGCUCCCAGAUUAAAUCUAUCACGUUUUUAUAGUCUGUCUCCUCUGGAGCUGGCAACAAAUGGAAGCACGCUAAUGUGCACCAGGGACAUCAUUAGAGGGGUAUAUGUGUUGUUAUUGGUUAGAUUUGUUCCUGCCUUGGCAUCAUGGACAUGAACCUGAUUUCUCCAUGUAUUCUCCUUUCCCUGCAGGUAUUGAGAACCUGCCAUUUGAAUUGCAGAGAAACUUCCAGCUCAUGCGAGAUCUGGAUCAGAGGACAGAAGACCUCAAGUCGGAGAUCGAUAAGUUGGCCACAGAGUAUAUCAGCAAUGCACGAACUUUGUCUUCAGAGGAAAAACUGGGGCUUCUCAAGCAAAUCCAGGAGGCCUAUGGGAAGUGCAAGGAGUUUGGGGACGACAAGGUUCAGCUGGCUAUGCAGACCUACGAGAUGGUUGAUAAGCACAUCCGGCGGCUGGACACAGACCUCGCUCGCUUUGAAGCAGACCUGAAGGAGAAGCAGAUAGAGUCGAGUGACUAUGACAGUUCUUCCAGCAAGGGCAAGAAGAAGGGCCGAGCCCAGAAAGAGAAAAAAGCUGCCCGUGCUCGCUCUAAAGGGAAGAACUCUGAUGAGGAAGCACCAAAAACUGCCCAAAAGAAAUUGAAGCUUGUCCGCACUAGCACAGAGUAUGGGAUGCCUUCAGUCACCUUUGGAAAUGUGCACCCUUCGGAUGUACUGGAUAUGCCCGUGGACCCCAAUGAGCCUACUUACUGCCUCUGCCACCAGGUCUCCUAUGGGGAGAUGAUUGGCUGCGACAACCCAGAUUGUUCCAUUGAAUGGUUUCAUUUUGCCUGUGUGGGUCUGACAACAAAACCAAGAGGGAAAUGGUUCUGCCCUCGCUGUUCGCAGGAGAGGAAGAAGAAGUAAAUUCCCAUGAAACCUCAGAACUGCUGCAGGAGCUCUCUUCCCCCUGCCAGGGCCUCGUCCCAGUUCCCCCAGCCCUUGGGGCCUUGGCUGAGGGGGAGUCUUGCCCUGUUUGUGGUUUGGGCCAUCCCUGGAAUGGUGUGUACCCUCACAGUGGUUCCUGUGUGUUCUGUAUCCCAGGUUGCUUCCAAGUCCCUAAGGGAGGACUUCUCUGUGUACUAUUCCAAACAGGUCUCUGAACCUCAAAGGGAAUGAAUGAGGGCACCAGGGUAGCCACCAGAUUCCCAGGGAUUCAGGUAGCCCCUGAUUUUCCUUGGCUUUCCUUCAGCCUCCUCAGAGUUCAUUGCCUACUCUGUGCUUAGAGAACAAGGCUAUGGGAUGGGGGAAGGAAAGGAGGUAAGUCUUCAGCAUUUUAGGUCAUUGAUUUUCCUGGAUCUUUUUCAGGAGAGAGGGAGUAACCAGGCUACUUCUUAAUCUAGUGGACUGGUUGAGAAACUGAAAACCCGAUGUACUCCCUGUCUUUAACCAUUCCAUUACUGGCAUUGAGCAGCCUCUUUUGCUGGGGAGAGGAGGAGGCGGAGGGAGUGUUUAGAGCUAGCUUUGUCUCCCUUAUUCCUGGGGUAACCCUGCUGGUCUGGGAAGCACAUUAUGGGAAGGAGGAAGAAUUUCUAACCACAUGGGGAGAAGUGGCUUGGUCUAGCCUGUCUUCCGGCUCCAAAAAUUCUGCCUUCCCUUUGUGCAGUGGUGCUUCUCCAUUAUGUUGAUGGUGGAAAGUUUGGGGAUCAGAUCCCACUUGUAUAAAACAGAAUGAAAUAAAAUUCAUUGAAACAAAUAUUCUGUUUGCCUUGCUGUUACCUCCAAAAUAAAUUGUGGCAAUUGG
This is a messenger RNA of Corapipo altera (White-ruffed manakin), 3053 nucleotides long. RefSeq names its product inhibitor of growth family member 4 (gene ING4). The record is from RefSeq and is a predicted model, not a curated record. Gene Ontology annotation, cellular component: nucleus. NCBI's taxonomy places the organism in Eukaryota, Metazoa, Chordata, Aves, Passeriformes, Pipridae. The coding region runs from base 1379 to 2176 and encodes 265 amino acids. The transcript is spliced from 7 exons. Gene Ontology annotation, biological process: regulation of DNA-templated transcription; positive regulation of apoptotic process.